Molecule: messenger RNA, 690 nt
Organism: Peniophora sp. CBMAI 1063
Lineage: Eukaryota; Fungi; Basidiomycota; Agaricomycetes; Russulales; Peniophoraceae
Source: the annotation of a GenBank genome assembly
AUGUCGAGGCGCAGCGAUCGCAGUUCUCACGCCAAUGGACCCUAUAAGACUGUCAGAGACCGCCUCGAAGAACGCGACGCGGUUCAUAUCUUCAAUAGAUUCGGUGGAGGUCAUCAAUACACGACGGAAGACUUAGUGGGGCUCUUCGGUGGCGUUGACGAAGACAUCUGGGAUGCGGUCUGGCCCGACAAUGGGGAGCGAUGGCGUCAUAGUACGCGUUAUGUCCAAGAAGCGGCCGCUAGAGUACGCGCGAAGGAGAGUGAUGAGCAGCAUUCUGGCACUCCGCCGUCCAGCAGCCUGUCCGCGAGGAUAUUUGACAUCGAACCACGCUCAAAGAUCCUAAGCCGAGUUAGUGUAGUCGGAGCGGCGCGCGCCGCUGCACACGAAUGGCGGCUCAGUGCAGAUGAAGCCGUCAACUGCAUCCUUGCGUUCGACGAAGUAUGGCGCCCGAACACCCGUAUCGCGACCCUCACAGACAGCGCCGCGUCCCGAGACGUGCUCGCGUACGACAACUUCAUGAGAUAUUUCUACAAGAUCUUCCUAUGGCCGGAGCUUCAUCGUCGACUGGGUUGGGGCGAUUUGGGCAGGAAGGAGUAUAGGGAGUGGCGACGAGGACUGGAGGGCGUUGAUCUUGAAUUGCGCGAGGGUAUAGAAAGGCGAGCAAUAGGUUCGGGGGCGCAGUGGGAUUGA